Messenger RNA from Cavenderia fasciculata, 1797 nucleotides. Its product is annotated as PH domain-containing protein. Gene Ontology annotation, cellular component: endoplasmic reticulum. NCBI's taxonomy places the organism in Eukaryota, Evosea, Eumycetozoa, Acytosteliales, Cavenderiaceae. The record is from RefSeq and is a predicted model, not a curated record. Bases 1 to 1797 code for a protein of 598 amino acids. The transcript is spliced from 6 exons. Gene Ontology annotation, molecular function: lipid binding.
AUGAUGAUGACAGAGAGAGAAACAAACAAAGCAAAGCAAAAGUAUUAUAUAAAUAAUUGCAUAUUAUUAGAUUACAAGAGUAGUAGAGUAGCAAUGUUACAUGUAUUUUCAUUUCUAUUUGGUGGUUUCUCUGUAAUCAUUUGUGGAUUCUAUCUAUUAGUUAGAUUCCUAGAGGCAUUGGACACCAAGACAGAGAAAGAGUAUAAAGAUAUAUUGGCUGAUGCUGCAAAAGAAAGAGCUGAAAGAAGAUAUGAUACAUCAAGAUUUAAUACAGAAAAGAGAGGAAAAAUAUUUAUAAAGACACCAGAGAACACCUCUGCUGAAUCACCAGAAUGGAGUCAUUGUGUAUUAAAGAAUAAUAUGUUAUUUUUAUUUAGACAAGCUACUGAUACAUCAGCAAUUGGAGUAAUAUGUUUUGAUAAUUGUUCGAUUAGUAUUAUUAGAAACAAGACAUCAAAAUUCCACAAAAAGAAUGGUAUUGUGAUUAUACAUCCUGAACGUGAACUAUUGUUCCACAGCAAGAUCUUACACUUCUUUUUUGAAAAUGGUAAGGAACUAGAGACAUGGUAUUGGUUUUUAAAGGAGGCAUCGUCACUCACCAUCAAAAAGACACCCGAUGAAGAAGCUGCUGCCAAAUUGUGUCAACAAUUCUUUACUGACUUGCCUGUACGUGCAUGUGUUCCUGGUAGUGCACAACAAACUGUUGGUAAUAUGAGUGGAUACUUUCCAUCAAAUAGUUCAGUUGCUGCAAACUCUAGUAAUAGUUCAUCCUCUUCAUCAUCACAUAAAAGAAACAAUUCAAAUUCAAACUCUAAAGAAAUUGAAAUGUCAGAGAUACUUAUGAAUGGUUCUAGCAAUACAUCUACUGGUGGUAGUCCAACCACCUCUUCUUCAUCAUUUACACUUAGAGAAAGAAAAUCUGCUGGGUUUACAAGUUCGCCAGUUUCAACCAAUACAAAUACAAUCAACAGUACUAGCACAACCCCACCAUACACCUCUACUACUACAACUACCAAUACUACUACUGGUAAUUUACAAUCUACACCAUUAAACAUUCCAACCCCAUUACAAACAGCCUAUACCAACACGAUUGAUGGUAUCUCUGGCCCCGUUGCAGCAUCGAAAUUUGACUGGUUAAAUGUUUUACUUGGUCGUGUAUUCUUUAAUAUUUACAAUGCCGAUGAAUUAUUACAAUUUGCAUCCUCAAAAAUUAUAAAGAAAAUUAACAAAUUAAAAAAACCUUCAAUCCUUAAAAGUAUAACAUUACAAAAUUUAGAUUUUGGAACCAAUUUACCAAUUUUACAAGAUGCAAAAUUAUUAUUUAUAACUCCUCAAGGUGAAUUGAGUUGUGAUUUAUUAUUAAAAUAUCAUGGUGGAUUUACAUUGACUAUAAAAAUUGAAGUGAUGAUUAGUUUUAGAGGACAUUCAGUGACUAUACCAUUUGUGAUUUCAGUGACUGUAAAAUCAUUGUCUGGUAGAAUGAAUAUUCAAUGUUUGCCCCCACCCACCAAAAGAAUAUGGGUUGGAUUCUAUGGUGAACCCGAGUGUGAAUUGGAUAUAGACACUUCAAUUGGUCAAUCAAAGACUAGUUAUCUCAACCUUCCCAAGGUUGCCAAGAUCAUUGUCAACAAGCUAAAAGCUGAACUCUUUGAAAUGAUGGUGUUGCCAAAUACCGACGAUUGGCCACUCCCACAUGCCAAACAAAAAAAGAACAAAGAUCCUUUAGCUUCAGUACCAACUCCUUUACAACAACAAACAGAUAUUAAUAAUAAUAAUAAUAGUAAUAUUAAAUCUUGA